AUGUCCUCUAACGAAUCUACUAGACUUUAUAUUUCGAAUCUGAAUUUUUCCUCAACGGAACCAGAACUUUAUGAUUAUUUUAAAGAUUAUGAUGUCAAAUCUGUACUAAUUCCAAGCCAGACGGUUCGCGGAUUUAGAUCAAAUCAAGUACGUCCCCUGGGAAUUGCAUAUGCUGAAUUUGAAUCUUUUGAAAUGGUUAAAGAUGUAAUUGAUAAUUUAAAUGGAAAAGAAUUUAAGGGUAGAGAACUGAGACUAAAGACAUACGUCCCAUAUUCCCCUACGGUUGCUACGAAGAAACUAAACAAAACUAAUCAUCUAUCAAGAUUGAGGCGUAGGAAAAAUCAAGAACAUUCAGAGGAAUCUGAAUUAAUUUCUAACGUCGAAGUGGUACAAAGAGAACAAGAAGAGGAGGAAAAAAUCGUUGAAGAGCCAGAGCUCUCUGAGGAUACGGUUUACUGUGGUUAUUUACCAAAGGGUGUCACUGACGUCGAUAUUCGCCAUUAUUUCCAAGAAUACAACCCUCAAGAGAUUUGGAUCUUCAGAACAAAAUUGACCAAGAGCAGGCAUUUCCAAUUACAUCGUCAUUUUACAGCUGCGCUAGUUUCUUUUGAAAAAGGGACAAGCAGUCAAGAAAUUUCAGAAGCCGUAAGCGAUAAGAAAUUGCUCAAUAAGAAGAUCGUUGUCAAGCCUGCGUACCUAGACAAAGUCGAGGAAUUGAAGCAAAUCUCUAAGGAAAAAAUUAGUAUCGAACAGGGAAAUACAGAACAACAGUCCCAACAAUCUCAGCCCACUAAUGAAUGA
Molecule: messenger RNA, 801 nt
Organism: Torulaspora delbrueckii
Lineage: Eukaryota; Fungi; Ascomycota; Saccharomycetes; Saccharomycetales; Saccharomycetaceae
Gene: RRT5
Product: Rrt5p
Exons: 1
Coding region: 1-801 (266 amino acids)
Cellular component (GO): ribonucleoprotein complex; nucleus; cytoplasm
Molecular function (GO): mRNA binding
Source: RefSeq, a predicted model, not a curated record